Molecule: messenger RNA, 1317 nt
Organism: Dreissena polymorpha
Lineage: Eukaryota; Metazoa; Mollusca; Bivalvia; Myida; Dreissenidae
Product: heat shock 70 kDa protein 12A-like
Exons: 8
Coding region: 1-1317 (438 amino acids)
Molecular function (GO): ATP-dependent protein folding chaperone; ATP binding
Source: RefSeq, a predicted model, not a curated record
AUGAUGCACAUGAUGGACAGUCUUCUAGAAGUGUGUCAAAAGCAGGUUACUGUGUUAUCUGAAAAAGACAUCGACUGGGUACUCACUGUUCCUGCGAUAUGGAAUGACUCUGCCAAACAUUUCAUGCGACUCGCUGCUCAAGAGGCCGGAAUAGAAAAAGAAAAGCUUACAAUUGCAUUAGAACCUGAGGCUGCGUCCAUUUGUUGUAGACAUACUAAAUUGCACAACGACGGAUUAGGUGGAAUUUCAACUUUCCAAUCAGGAAAAAAAUACUUGGUCGUUGAUGCAGGAGGUGGCACGAUCGAUAUGACAGUACACGAAGUUUGCUUCGGUGGUGCUCUAAAAGAACUUCACAAAGCCACUGGUGGAGCCUGGGGCGGAACAAUGGUGGACACAGCUUUCUUGGAUUUCAUUGCAGAAUUGAUGGGGAAAGAUGCAUUUAACACAUUUAAGGACCAACAAAGGGAAGAUUAUAUAGACCUUCUGCGUGAUUUUGAAAGAAAGAAGAGAGAAACAGAUUUAAAAUCAAAUGGGUGUGUGACCAUUAGAAUUGCGCGAUCUAUGUUCGAUCUUGUAAACGACAUUGAAGGACAGCAAUUGAAGAAUGUUAUACUGAAUUCGCGUCACGCUAAAACCAUUAAACUUGAUAGUGAUAAACUCCGACUGGACAACGGUCUUGUCAGACAGUUUUUCAAGGAAUCAGUCGACAAGAUUGUUCAUCAUAUUUCCGAACUUCUUGAAACAUGCAAGGCCGAAGGGGUUGAUACAAUUCUGAUGGUGGGAGGAUACUCGGAAUCUACGCUUCUUCAAGAUGUCAUUCAGAAAGAAUUUAAGAAAUUGAAAAUCAUCGUCCCAUCUGAUUCCGGACUCGCUGUCCUGAAGGGGGCGGUCAUGUUUGGACACCGUCCAACUUUCACCAUAGAACGGGUGUCAAAGUUUACAUAUAGUAUAGCUGUGAUGCGCCCUUUUGAUGAGAAAAUACAUCCUGUCGACAAGCGCAUAGAAUGCGAUGCAGGCAUUAUAUGCAAAGACCUAUUCUCUGUACUGGUUCAUGCUGGACUAAGAUUAGUUGUUGGUGAAAUACAAUGCAGUAAAGAGAUAACGCCUCAUGAUAUUAAUCAGUCGAGAAGAGUAGCUUCCCUAGGCUCCAUGGGGAAACGGAAGUGCUUCCGGCGUACCAUCAUCCGCUUUGCGGAGAAGACUUCGAUGACGAACGUGGAGCUAGGGUUCAACGCCCUGGCGUUCCCGCAGGGAACCAUCUGUUACACAAAUAUGGUGAAAAAGAACAGCCUGGUAGGAUUCAAUGAUUCUCAAUGA